Molecule: messenger RNA, 348 nt
Organism: Paramecium octaurelia
Lineage: Eukaryota; Ciliophora; Oligohymenophorea; Peniculida; Parameciidae
Source: the annotation of a GenBank genome assembly
AUGCUGUAAUUUAAUUAAAGUCAGCUAAUUGGACCUAAGCCUAUUUUUAUGCAGCCUUUGGAUUCAUAUAAGAAUCUGGACGUAGAUGAUACAUAAUGUACAGACGACUUUUAAAUGAAAACAUUAUCUUAAACUAACAAUUCUUUUACACAAACUCCUCAAAUAAAAACUGAAGGUCUUAGCAAUAAAAUAGCUAGCAAGAAAAAAGUUACUUUUAAUCUCAAUAUCGUUCACUGUUAAUUUAAUCAGAGAGAACCUGCCAUAGCUAUAGGAAGGCUAGUUUAAAAAUUAAUAAAUUAGAAACCCAAUCUCUCUUGGGUAAAUCCUCAAAUCUUUAGACACUCAUGA